Molecule: messenger RNA, 2163 nt
Organism: Lactuca sativa (garden lettuce)
Lineage: Eukaryota; Viridiplantae; Streptophyta; Magnoliopsida; Asterales; Asteraceae
Biological process (GO): amino acid metabolic process
Cellular component (GO): cytoplasm
Molecular function (GO): aminoacylase activity
Source: RefSeq, a predicted model, not a curated record
ACUCAGGAGCAGGAGGAGGGUGUUAAGUAAAUGUUACGGUGACUCAAUUAGAUUAACAUUCUUUAUCGCCAAUUUCAAAUUCAUAGUAACAUGAUUAUGUUCUUUUCUUACUUCUUCCUUCAUUAUUUUUUUGCAUAUAAUCGAACACAUUGGAAUUGCUCUUGUUUUUCAUACCAUCUUCUAUUCUCUUGUCAUGAAGUGCAUUAAUUCUUAGUUUAUUUGAAUCAACAAACUUAUGGUCGUCUUUACCUACUCGGCUUACAUGCGAUUUAGACGAAGUCCUGCUACUGAAAUCUUUAACUUUUUCUAUAAUUUAUUUCUUAAUGUUGACUCGCAGAAGCAAGAAAACAAGUGAUUGGAUGCAAAUUCAGAUAUUAGGUAGUUCUGUAAAAACUAUAGAAUCCCGAAAUGAAAACCAGACAUCAAGAUGACGAUGAGCUUCAAUGGAUUCCAUCGUCUCUAUUACAUCAUCUCCAUCGCACUUCUGUUACAACCACCAUCCGCCAUCGCCGGAGAUUCAAUCCUCUCCAGAUUCCAACAAUAUCUUCAAAUCAAUACAUCUCACCCAUCACCCAACUACCAUCAAGCUGCAGAUUUCAUCCUCUCCCAAGCUAAAUCCCUCUCCCUCGAAUCCCGCACCAUUGAAUUCGUCAAAAACAAACCCUUGAUCCUUCUAAAAUGGCCCGGCAAAAACCCCGACCUCCCUUCCAUUCUUCUCAACUCCCACACCGACGUCGUCCCCGUCGAACCCCACAAAUGGUCCCAUCCUCCCUUCGACGCCACAAUCGACCCUGAAAACGGCAACAUCUACGCUAGAGGCUCACAGGAUAUGAAGUGCGUCGGUUUGCAGUAUCUAGAAGCAAUUCGGAAGCUCAAGGAUUCGAAAUUCGAGCCAUUGAGGACAAUCUAUGUCUCGUUUGUUCCUGAUGAGGAAAUCGGUGGACUCGAUGGGGCGAAGAGGUUUGCGAAUUCGAAGAUAUUUGAUGAGAUGAACGUCGGGAUUGUGUUGGAUGAAGGAUUGGCGUCGCCGGAGGAUAAAUACAGGUUGUUUUAUGCGGAGAGACGUGCGAUGUCGUUGGUGAUAAAAGCUACCGGAGCCCCUGGGCAUGGGGCUAAGAUGUAUGAUAACACGGCAAUGGAGAAUUUAUUGAAGAGUAUCGAGAGUGUGAGGAGGUUCAGAGCAUCUCAGUUUGAUUUGGUGAAGGCAGGCGUCAAGGCUGAAGGCGAGGUCAUCUCUGUAAACAUGGUCUUCCUCAAAGCUGGAACUCCUUCUCCUACUGGUUUCGUGAUGAAUUUACAGCCAUCGGAAGCGCAAGCUGGUUUUGAUAUUCGAGUGCCACCAAUUGCCGAUCACGAUCAAGCAUCGUUGGAGAGACGAAUUGCAGAAGAGUGGGCCCCAGCUUCACGAAACAUGACAUUUGAGAUUCGGCAGUUUAAGCAGAAGGAUUCUGGGAAGCCAAUUUUGACAGCCUAUGACAGUUCAAAUCCAUGGUGGACUCUAAUUGAAGAAGCCAUAGUUAAAGCCAAGGGCAAAAUUGGAAAACCAGAGAUAUUUCCUGCUUCAACCGAUGCUCGAUACUUCAGGAUGAAGGGUGUUCAUGCAAUUGGGUUUUCUCCCAUGGCAAACACUCCUAUCCUUCUCCAUGAUCAUAAUGAGUUUUUGAACAAGGAAGAAUACUUGAAAGGGAUUGAGGUGUAUGAGUCGAUUCUCAAAGCUUUUGCAUCUUUUGUUGAAGCUAAAAAUGGGGAAGAUUCUUUGGGAGAUGAGUUAUAAAAACGGAUGUAGAUUUGUAGGCAAUUAAACCCUCUAGUGCAUUUACUACAUGCUUUUGGUGUCUUGAAGUGAAGAUUUCCUAUAAUUAGAAACUCAAUUGAGCCAUUUUACUCGGUGAAACUCAAUCACAAAUAUUUUUGGCCUAUUGCAUACUACAUAAUUUUUUGCUUGAAGAAGAUCGUGAUAUAGAACUUGAAGAAGUGACAUGUGAGGUGUUAAAUACAUGGACGAGAGAGGGGAACAAAUAAGAUUCAUUCAAUAUCAAACAAAAUGUAGAGUGAAUAUUUAAUACGUCUAUUUAGCUUAUUACACAUGUUUCGUACUAUUUGACUUUGAAACUUCAUUAAUGUUCAAUGUUUAAUGUUUCAUUAUUGUCAAGAUUUAAGUAA